Molecule: messenger RNA, 1586 nt
Organism: Tripterygium wilfordii
Lineage: Eukaryota; Viridiplantae; Streptophyta; Magnoliopsida; Celastrales; Celastraceae
Product: protein phosphatase 2C 57
Exons: 11
Coding region: 118-1290 (390 amino acids)
Biological process (GO): protein dephosphorylation
Molecular function (GO): protein serine/threonine phosphatase activity; cation binding
Source: RefSeq, a predicted model, not a curated record
GUUAAACAUAGAGUGGCUUCAGCUUCAGUGUCUUAUCUUUCACUACCACUAACCGCCACUCGUUCCCUCUAAACGCUUUCCCGGACGCAGUGGCGACUCGCGCAACUCCUCCAAUAGAUGGCGCUUUUGAGCCCUCAGUUGCAGAGAUUCCUCCUCACGAAGCUCCACCACCGCAACAACAACAACCACAUCAACAAUUCCAAAACUAGCCUCCUCACCAGACGAGCUAGAACCCAAUGCUGCUCCGCGAUUGCCAUCGACCCGCCGUCUUCUUCACUAACCGGAGUCUCGGGGAUCCGCUGGGGGUCCACGAGCUUGAAGGGUGCACGAGAUGAGAUGGAGGACGACGUAGUUGUCCGAUCCGACGGACUCGAGGGGUUCUCCUUUGCCGCUGUCUUUGAUGGCCACGCAGGGUUCUCUUCAGUCAAGUUCCUCAGGGAUGAAUUGUACAAGGAAUGCGUGGCGGCUUUACAAGGUGGAUUCCUAUUGCGCGGGAAGGAUUUCGUUGCCAUAAGAAAGGCUUUACAAGAGGCUUUCGAAAAAGCUGAUAAAAAGUUAUUGGAAUGGCUUGAAAUAAAUGGAGAAGAAGAUGAAUCCGGUUCAACAGCCACUGUUAUGCUCCUUGGAAAGGAUACUUUGUUUAUUUCACAUAUUGGUGACUCGUGUGUGGUGCUAUCACGUUUUGGAAAAGCAGAAAUGCUGACUGAUGCUCAUCGACCUUAUGGAAGCAGUAAAGUCUCUCUUCAAGAGAUCCGUAGAAUCAGGGAAGCAGGUGGAUGGAUAGUCAAUGGAAGGAUUUGUGGAGACAUUGCUGUAUCACGUGCUUUCGGUGACAUGCGAUUCAAAACCAAGAAGAAUGAGAUGCUGAAAAAGGGAGUCAAGGAGGGAAGAUGGUCUGAAAAAUUUUGUUCUAGAAUACAGUUCAACGGGGACUUGGUCGUCGCCUCUCCAGAUGUCUUUCAAGUAUCUAUUGGUUCAGACGCAGAAUUUUUACUGUUAGCAUCUGAUGGUUUAUGGGAUUACAUAGACAGCUCAGAUGUGGUUUCUUUUGUCAGGAAUCAACUUCGACAACAUGGGGAUGUUCAGUUGGCUAGUGAAGCGCUUGCACGAGCAGCUCUGGACCGGCGCUCCCAAGAUAAUAUCAGCAUUGUAAUUGCUGAUUUGGGGCAGACAGAUUGGCAGGAUUUACCCCUCCAGGAGCAGAACCUUAUAUAUGAACUGGGCCAGGCUUUUGCUACCAUUGGUAUUGUGUCGCUUGGAAUUUGGAUGUCAUCUCAGCUUUCAUUGUAACUUCGAGAGUUCCUGGCCAAGUAUAUAAGUCAACAUAGUUUUUACUCUCUUUGUCUGUAUGUAUAUCAUGGUUGUAUACAUAUAUGCAUAGAAAUCCCAUAUCUUAGUUUUCUGAUUGCGCAUUUUGAUUCUACUGGCAUUCAACUGCUACUUUAAAUCAAUCAAGUCCUCAGUUUUGCAAAGUUGUGGGUUGAGGCUUCAUUAUCUAGUCUAGUCCUUGUUUCUUUUGAUUCACAUGCGCAUAUGCUGAAUGUUUUAUUAGUCCUAUUCAGUAAAGAUACCUCGCAAUUACCUGU